Messenger RNA from Salvia splendens (bonfire salvia), 854 nucleotides. RefSeq lists its product as uncharacterized. The transcript has 5 exons. The coding region runs from base 94 to 639 and encodes 181 amino acids. NCBI's taxonomy places the organism in Eukaryota, Viridiplantae, Streptophyta, Magnoliopsida, Lamiales, Lamiaceae. The record is from RefSeq and is a predicted model, not a curated record.
UCGCUACAACAUAAGUGCACUUUACACUUAUUUCAAAAGCACCAUUGAGAAUUAAAUCUCCAAAAUCAUUGCAGAAUAACCAGUCGUGCAGCAAUGGAAGCUCAAGGUCAAGGCGAUGAAUUUGCAAUUGGAUGCCUACUUUCAAUCAAAACGACUCUCGGCGAAGAAUUCCAAUCCCAAGUCAUCUCCUUUGACCGCCCUUCCAACCUCCUCAUCCUUCAAGAGGAAUCGAAAUCUGGGGCAGGCCCAAAGAGGAAUAUUAGGUUGCUCAAGGCUAAUUACAUUAAAGAAUUCACUUUUUUAGGGCAAGGUGAAGACCCACUUGAUGUAAACAAGUGUUUUCUCGAUCUCAAUACUCUUCAGUCCAAAGAAGACUCUGCUAUUAGACAAGCUGAGGCUGAGGCAGAGAGGAUUGGUGUGGGAGUUACACCACAAGCUCAAAGUCUUUUUGAUGCUUUGUCCAAAACGCUCCCUGUUCGCUGGGAUAAAAGCACUAUUGUUGUUAUGAACGAGGUGAGAGUUAGCAGCCCUUAUCUCCCUGAAUCAGUUACUGGAGGAACCCCUGCUGCCAAUGAACGUGUUCGAAAAGUGGUCGAGUUUGAGAAGAAGAGAUUGCAAUCUCGCUAUGGUGGUCAAUGAAGAAAUUAGCAAAAAUUUCGUUGAGGUAGUUUCUUUGAACGUAAUGAAGAGAGAGAGAGAGAGCAUGACAUAUGAGGUAAGAUUGUCACCUUCACUUGUAACACCUCAUUGGAUGAGUAAAUUAUAAUCUCUGAUACAUUAGAUUUUACUUAAAAAGAUUUUGUCGUACUUGUUUGUCUCGAAUCAACAGUCUAUGCGAUUAAUUGUGCAUGAAA